CCGAUUUUGGUCAAGCACAUGGCACCCAUAAUGCACUACGGUUCAAAAUGUCGCCCGCUGCUGCCGCAGCUAUGAUUGUCGAAAUGUUGUCAUAAUCGGGCUGCAUCGCAGCCUAAUGUGUGGUGCCUGCAUAUAUAUAUAUUGUACAUAGCUUCAGCAGGACACGACAAGCAGCGGGUCUGUAUCAGAAAGAAAGAAAAUGAAUGAUGUUGCAUGGGAGAAUUCUGCACGUAAUAACAACAGCGGUGGUAGUCAAGCACUUUCCAACAGCAGCGGCGUGAGACAAGGAUACAAUCGUAUGGCACAGCCACAGCGCACGAGAGACGACGCACAAGUAGGUUAUUUCUACCAGAGGCCCAGCAACACCAUGAACGAAUCAGGAGGGCAGUUCAAGCAGAGAUGGGCCGUAGGGGACGACUCUGUCCUUGAUCAGGUCCGCUCUGCGGGAGAUGUGAAUAGGAUGACGAAUGAGUUCCAUGCCCUGGAUCUAGACCGGGACAGUAGGCCUAGGAAUAUGGAUGAGAAAUUAUGGGAUGCCCAGGAGAACAAUAAAAAUGAGGAUAUCUUCAAUCAGUGGCCGGCACCUAAUGCCUGGGUGGGAGGAACGGGAAUAACUGGUUCCAACCAUUCAGUGUCCCAGCCCAUCAUGGUGCAGCAGAGACGGCAGCUCUCUCCCAGCACAGGGACCUUCCAGGGUCAAGAGAAUGCAGUCAUGUCCCCUCGCUCAGACACCAGUGGUCUCGGGCUAAGCAUGGCGGAAUACGUCUUGGCCUCCUCUCCUCAGGGAAAAGAUAUUGAAGGCAAACAUCACAGGCUCAAGCCAGGAUUUAUCAAUCAAGUGCCGGAUGGAAGUGGAGGGCAACAUCAGCCAGGAGGUGAUUCCAACCAGCAGCCUCAACCCAACAAUGGCAAGAAGAGCAAGACACCAUCGCCCUUUGAAGCAGAAGGAGAUAAGCAGGAAGUUGUAGAGAAUGGCAUAGAUCCCGUACCACAACAAAAACCGGAAGAGGAUCCCAAUGCAUUCAGUCGGACACCUGGUAGCCGCAAUGCAUCCCCAACAGAGCAAGAGGAGAGUAAGAACGCAGCGAUGCAGCAGCCAGCGACAUCGACGGCUGAUAUGCAACGCCAGAACAUGAUCCCAAAGGUUCAUCAGCAGCACCAUCCCCAGCAUCCGCAGCACCAGCAACCAUCUGAAGGUGCCUACAUCGAGGGCGGUGUUCAGAAUCCCUUGCAGAUAGACACCGGGGCUGGAAUGGAGAACGUCGGGGGCAUGGAAGGGCUGCAGUUUGACUACUCGGCAGGAAACCAAAUGGCUCACAGCAUGGACAGCCCAAGUUAUAUCAAUUAUGACCAAUCCCAGCAAAUGUUUCAGCAACGUCAACCAACCCCUCAAACCAUAGCAGUUCAACAGCUUACCCCACAACAGCAGUAUGCUCUAGCUGCUGCACAACAACAACAACUUGCCCUGGCAGCCAACCCGUACAUCAUCGCUGGAGCAGCUCCUACAGCCCAGGAUCCCUAUGCUCUUGGUAUUGCAACUGUUACAGGAGCUCCUGCAGUGAUGCCUCCCCAGUAUGCUUACGGUGUGACACCAUGGAGUACAGUCUACCCCGUCGGCCUGUUACCGCCUGGAUUGCAACAGCAACAAGCUGCUGCAGCGGCUAACCAACAAGCUCAACAGCAGGGUGGCCAGGGACAACAGCAGAGGGCACAGAAUGGUGGACGUCCUAUGACCCCAUCCCAGCAACAGCAGCAGCAACAACAACAGCAGCAGCAGCAACAACAACAGCAACAACAGCAGCAGCAACAACAGCAACAACAACAGCAGCAGCAGCAACAACAACAACAGCAAGCUGGAACACCACAGGGUCAGGGAGAACAGAUGGCAGGUCAGCCAGGAGCUCAGCAGGGGAUGCCUUUCCCAGCAGCUGGCUAUCAGGUGAUCACCUACUAUGACCAGACAGGAGCCCUUAUCAAUCUAGGCCAGAGACCAGGCAUGGGAGCACCUGUCAGGCUGGUCUCUCCUGCACCUGUUAUUGUCAGUGGUGCUCAAACAGUUCAAGCGAAUGGAUUCACCGGUACCAAUGGUAACUUCCGUAUGGUGGGCACCCAACCUCAGCAGCAGCCCCAACCUCAGCCCCAGCAGGCCCAAGGACAGGGCCAUAAUGCUGCUUCCAUGUCCCUUUACACCAACAGCCCUCAGAUGGCUUCCAACCAGCAGAACAACGGCGGUGGACUUGGCUCCUACGCUGGCCAGAGUAGCUCUGUCUUCAACAGUGGUCUAAGUGGAUCCGGUGCGGACACCCCUAUCCAGCGUCGUGAUUCACUGGGUGGAGGAUCAGACUACAAGAGAUCAUUGGGAAUGAGUCAAUUCUAUGGGAGCUCACCCCAGCUUGGUCCUAUCAUCUCUCCUACACACACUGGUGGAUCCUUGACACCUCCUCCAUCGCAAAACAUUGGCCUUGGAUUGACCGACUUUGAUAAUCUACUAACAGGACCCGGCGCUACGUGGUCCAGGCAAAAGAAUGAGUGGGGCAACCGAGCACUGGGCACCAACGCACCAUUCAGUAUGGACCAAAUGUCAUACUCGGUUCCAUCCCCAGGUGGAGAAGUGAAAUACAGGAGUGGAUCAACGUCCUCUAGUACCAGUGGAUCAGGAUGGGGCUCCAACACCCUGUUCCCUCCCCGCAGCCUUCGCAGCACCGCCUACAUGGAGAAGAGUGCACCUGGUCGUAGUAGACUCCUGGAGGACUUCCGCAACAAUCGCUUCCCUAAUCUGCAGCUCCGUGACCUCGUCAGCCACAUCGUGGAGUUCUCUCAGGAUCAACACGGAUCCCGCUUCAUACAGCAGAAGCUGGAGCGUGCCACUCCAACAGAACGUCAGAUGGUCUUCAGUGAAAUCUUGGGGGCGGCCUACAGCCUGAUGACCGAUGUGUUUGGCAACUACGUCAUCCAGAAGUUCUUUGAGUUUGGUCUCCCUGAGCAGAAGCAGGCUCUUGCCCAGCGUAUCAGGGGCCAUGUGUUACCCCUCGCCCUUCAGAUGUAUGGGUGCAGGGUGAUACAGAAAGCCCUUGAGUCUAUCCCACCUGAACUACAGGUUGAGAUGGUGAAGGAGCUCGACGGUCAUGUUCUCAAGUGUGUCAAGGAUCAGAAUGGCAACCAUGUCGUACAGAAGUGUAUCGAGUGUGUAGAACCUCAGGCCCUCCAGUUCAUUGUAGAUGCCUUCAGGGGACAGGUGUAUUCACUGUCAACACACCCCUAUGGCUGCCGUGUGAUCCAGCGUAUCUUGGAGCACUGUAUCGUUGAACAGACCAAACCUCUGCUCGAUGAACUUCAUCAACAGACAGAGAGCCUUGUACAAGACCAGUAUGGCAACUAUGUCAUUCAGCAUGUGUUGGAACAUGGUAGACCUGAAGACAAGAGUAAGAUUGUUUCAGAGAUGAGAGGCAAGGUCCUUGUUCUUAGUCAGCACAAGUUUGCCAGUAACGUGGUUGAGAAGUGCAUCACUCACUCUUCACGACCUGAGAGGGCGCUACUCAUCGAUGAAGUCUGCUCCUACAAUGAUGGUGCCCUCUACACCAUGAUGAAAGACCAGUAUGCCAACUACGUUGUGCAGAAGAUGAUUGAUGUAUCCGAGCCCAACCAACGCAAGGUCCUCAUGCACAAGAUCCGUCCGUACGUGGCCUCGCUGCGCAAGUACACCUACGGCAAACACAUCUUGGCCAAGCUUGAGAAGUUCUUCAUGAAGAACAACGACUUGGGACCCAUCGGUGGACCAACCAAUGGUACCUUGUAGGUACCCGCUGUUGCUAUGCCAGGGACGAGACAAUCGUUUAUCAGAGUUCAAUGCCAUGAAGUAAUUUCAUUAUUUUCCCUUAUUUUCAUCAAUUAAAAUUCAUCUAUAUUUUGUUGGAAUCAGCGAUUUUGAAAUACCUCAGAUUACUCAUUUACUCCUGGUGAAUAUUUUCUCCCCAAAAUUUAUGUAAAUAUAUUUUUUUCGUGAUACGAGAUUUGUAUAAAACAGCUGUAAAGACAAAUAAAAAAAAUGAAUAUCUUUAUUCUCAGAACCCUUCAAACAGAGGAUGCUAGUAUACUGUUUGCCCAUAACAAACAUUUGUCUCGUUCUUGAGCAUAUGAUCAAUGGUGUGUUUUGCACUUUGAAGUUGAGAAAAAAAAAACAUUAUUAAAAAGAAAAAAAUUACCUUUUAUGCUAUUAACUGCAGGCAAAGGGUAGGAUCACUAAUGAUUGAUAUUACAUCAAUGUAUUGAUUUUAAAAAAAAAGGUGAAUCCUUUGUGAUUUAACGAGAGUAGGAGAAAUGAAAUUGAUAUUAAUCAAUAAGAUGCGAAUAAAGUACUCUCAUCGAUGUGAAAUGAAUGGAGUAAUGUAUAUCUGACCCAUUGGUGACCCAUGAUACUGCUGAGCGGAUAUUGGGUUUCUUGAAGGUCAGUUAUACCACCCAAGUACCCUGCCCUCUGCCUGCCUUCAAAUUCUGCUCAACUAUACUACUCUAGAAUGCAUGCAGUUUUAGUGUCAAAAACAUUUGAAAAUAAGGAGAAAAUAUGUCGAUGUUUUUCAACUUUAAAGAAAGCUUUUCUCUACUGAAGGUAUUUUCCUGGAUUGAAGCUAGCUGUUAGUAUAGGGACCAUGAUAUGAACGUCCACAGUAGUCAUGUAGUCUUUGAAAUUUCAAUAUUUUGCAGUGGACUCUGUUGUGUUUUUGAUUACAUAUUAUAUAUAUAUAUACAUACAUAUUCCUUGAAUAUCAGAACGUAGUAGCUUAGUAUGAGAGUUUAAAUCUCACGUUAUUGGUGGAUGGACUAGCAGAAAUUGUGUUUGUAUUUCUUCUGUGAAAAUUGUAUUUAGCAUGAUACAUAUUUAGCAUUAUGAAAAUUUAUUGCAUGAAUUUCUUGAUAUUUGUAUAAAUUUAAAAGUGGAAAUGUAAUAUGAAGUCUGUUUGAAUAUGACAAAUAAUUGUAUGAUAUACAUUAUUUUUUAGGCAUUUAAUACUUUGCUCUUUGUUAAUUAUUUUUCCUUUUUGAGGGUUUUGUACUUUACUUUGCAUUAUAUGUAUGUAUCUUGGUGUAUCUAGCUAUUGUAUUUCUAUUGUAAAUUGGCUUGAUAAUUUAAUGGCAUUUUUAAAAUAGUUUAAGUAGGCACUUAGCCAAUAGCCAACAUGGGAAAUAUAAACCUGAUGUACAUUACUCAUACCAUGAUAUAAGCCACACAUUUUUGCCAUUUUAUCAUUAUCUUGGCACUGCUAAACCUGACUUUCCCCCCACAUUAAGCUUUCCAUAGUCCUAUUUAUUAUGAAGUGCUUUUACAUUUGGUGAAAGGACCUUGCGUUGAGUGCAUGGUUUCUUUUAUGAGAAUUAUGUUUGGUGUAAUGAGAUUCACAUCACGUGGUGUUUGGUGAUUAGAUGUAUAAAGGGAUCAAUUUGUGUCAGUUUUAGCUCUUUAAAUGUGAGUGACCACUCGUCUGGACCUGUACAAUGAAACUAAGCGAUUGAUCAUUGGGGCUUAAUCCUGCGAUCGAUCAUACACAAUAGUCUAUGGAAUCAAUCGUAGGUGUCAGUCCCAUGAUCACUCGCUAAGUUUGAUGUCACUGGGCCCUGAUUACACCAAACCUCUCUCUCUCAUGUGUGAGCCCUAUAGGUCAAUCAGUAGAGCAGGUAAUCGAGUCAAAUAAAAUGUAAAUAUGACAUCAUUGCUUUGCAAAACACGUACAUAAAAGACAUCCUGUGAACAUAAUGAAGGGUGAAAAAAAAAUGAUUUAGGGAAAAUUUGUGCUUAUUGCCCAACUAAGCCCUCUGAAAUGUCUUCCAAUGUGUGCCUUCUGAUAGGCAAAGAAAAAAAAAAGAAAGGAAAAAUAAAGGAAAUGUAUGGUUCUGAUGGGUAGGAAAAUAUAACCCUUUGAGAAAAUGAUUUGAACGCUAUAUUGCCCUUUAUAAAAUGGGCUGUAUCUCUUGUAAUUAUUGUAAAAUAGACAGAGUACAUAUUGUAAAGAUUUUUUUCCUCUCUCUUUAUCUCUCUGGACUCUAUUUAAUAUUGGAGGAAACAUCAGUGUCCUUCCAAAUUCCUUUCAAAGACUAAACUGUAUGCAUCUUGAUUGUACAAAUUACAGAAUGAGAAGAGAGUAGUAGUGCACAGUCAUUCAUCUCAGAAAGGUUGUUAGAUUCCUGUACAUAUCUCUUCUAGGUCUGGGCUGCAAAGACUAGGAAAAAUAUAAUGUAUACCUCACUUUUUCAAACAACAAUCUCUGUUUAGUAAGGAACUAAUGUUGUCGGAAAAAAAAUGAAUCCAACGAUGAUACCAUGAUAAUUCCUACCUACCUUGUAACUCCCGAGACAUCAAUUAGUGGUUUGAAUUGUAAAUAGAUGACACCGUGAUCACACCAAUGAGUGUAAUGCUUAUGCAGGAGGGGUUAUGGCUCGGUGCAUGUAUAUAUACAUAGACCAUACGGUUUUGUUGGACAUGUACAGCAUAUGAAUAUUAUUCUGAGUCUGGCUAUAUGUACAGCAAAAGUAAAGCAACUCUUAACAAGACCCAUUAUAAACCUACCGAGGCCAGCAUACAGCUUGUAUGAACAUAUACACCUGCAUCAAAGACAGGACAUCAUUAUCACCAUACAGAAGGAAAACAAUUAUUUGUACAGAUUGUGUGUAACAUGUAAAUUCUCUUUUUAUUUUUAUUUUUUUUUACUCUGUAAUUGUAUAGGAUCAUUGUAAAGUUAAACCCCCAAUUGCAAUCAUGUGCUUAUCAUCGAAAUGAUUUCUGCUCUUCCCUGGUUGCGGUUUGAAGGCUUAAUUGUGGAGAGAUAUUGGGUGUGUGCGCUGAACUAAGUCGGUAGUUUGGAAUGCCUCUGUGUAAAUCCUGUGUUUGGGGAUGUUUGAAUGAAGGCUAGCGUCUGGCCGUCAGGUUCAUAUCUAGACCUAACAUGUGGGGAGGCUGCUUGGAAAGGAACUAAAGCAAAAUGGAAUUGAAAUACUUUUUUUUUUAAACACAGGUAUCGCAACAUGAUGUAAAAAAAAAAUGGUUUUACUUUCUUUUUAUUAUCAUUUUUUGAAGAAAACACUCUUACUUGAUCUAGAAUUCUUAAAUUUUUUGUCCUUGCCAUAUCUUUAACUUUUAAAUAUUUUAUGGUGCUUUUAAAACUUUUUUCUGUUUUAAAAUUCCCCUCAAGAAAAGAAAGUAUAGUCAUUGAGAAAAUGCAAACUUAUAUAAAAGCAUUGAUGUAAAAAAUAGUAAAUAGUUUAUAGAAUUUGUAAAUUACAAAGAUUACUUGCACAUAAUCUCCACUAAAGAUGUUGGACUUGUGACAUAAUGUAAAAAAGGGACAAAUUGUAAAAGCUUUCUUACACUUUUUUUUAUUGUAAAGAAACCGGUAAAAUGUUUUUCUUCGUUCGAGAAUGACCUGCUGCUCUGUGCAUAGUGUUCUGAUGGAAAAUAAUGUUCUUAACCCAUUUUUGAAGGGUGCAUGUAUUAGAGACCAAAAUGAAAAAUGAGUAACAUCAUGUAUGACCAUGUACAUCAACACACAGAGGUCAAUAUGUAAAUAAGACUUUAUUUCCAGAUUACAAAGUAUAGUUUUUCAUUUGUGUAAUUAUUUUGUAAUUAAAUGUAAAGGCAUACUCACUCCCAGUUUACAAUUCCCUUGACAAAUGUAUAAAAGACAAAGACUAUCGACUCGCUUGAAAUUUGUGUAGAGAAUGUACAGAAACUCUGAUUUUGGAUUUAAAGAGACUGACCCACUUGUACAUAUAGAUUAUUACGCAACUGAUGAAAAUAUUGGGGUUUUGAACGUCUUAUUUUCAUGGAAAAAGUUGAAAACUUUUACUGGCGUUGCUCAUUUUGAAAUUUUUGUAAAGAAAGAAAAUAACAAAAGACUGGAAAGCAGCUUUGCAAUGUAAUUAUUUUUUAUUCUUCCUUUGUGCAAGUCUUCAACCAUGAGCUAAAUCUAAAGAUCUCUUGUAAUAUGAAACUGAAUUGUGCUUAUGGAGCAUGUAAAUUAUGUAAGAUAAAGGAAAUGCAGUAGUCCAUGAUACUAUUGAAUAUUACAAUUCAUUUUUCACCAUGAUGGCAAUUAUGUAAGUAAAGGGUUUUGUGCAGAUUUGACCGUCAUAGUGGCCACCUUUCAUCAUGGCAUUUUGUAUAUUCUCAUAAAUUAUGAUUAUUAAACGCUCUAUGACGAGGGAAUUUACUGCAAUUUUUUCAGAUCAUUUUAUACUGCACGCAAUUUUAUAUUGGAUAAUUUGUUUGAAUUUACAAGUGUCGCCCGUGUAUAAAGGGGAAUGUGUAAAGGCCGAAUGUGAUGUAUUUUGUCCAUUUUAAUUUAUUUCAAAAAAAAGAAAAUGAAUUGGUUUAUUUCAGUUUUAGAAUUGUGAACAGAAUAUCAAUAUGGUAGCAUUUUUUGGUGUGAUCAUGUAUUAUGUAUUUAUCCAUAUAUGGAUUUGUAAUUUUGAUGUAGAUUUUGUCCAAAGGAAAGAUAACUAGCGCAGGAAAUGUUCCCUAUUAUGAAAAAAGUGUACAUUUGUACAGUAGCAAGUGUAAAUUUCAGAGAACACUUUAUUUGUUUUAUUUCUGUACAAAUGUUUAUGUUUUACAUCCCUCCUCAUGUACACAAAAUUGUGAAAUAGAAUUGGCCCUCUAUAUAUGUUGUACUUUUCUGAAUGAUAUUUGUGUAUUGGUCCGAAGUCGAGUGUAUUCAUCCGUUUGUAAAGUAGCUGAUUGUAAACUUUUUUUGUCCUAAGGUACAAGCUUUUUGAGAUUAUGUUUAAAAUGAAAGCAAACAAAAUUGUGCAAACAAAUAAAAUUAGUAAUUUGUAGAAAACCAGAUUUCCAAGUAUACAUCAUUAUUGUUACUUCAAGUUGGUAUGUAAGUUUUCUUGUGGGAUAAAAAAAAGAUUGUUAUUACUGAUUUCUAUGUUCUUGACAAAUAAACAAAAAUAAAAAUUAGACACAAUAAGUUAGUAUCCAAGGGGAAAAAAGUCUGAAAGUGAGCUUUACAAAAAUGGUUGACUUGCUAUGAAAGUCUCUAGCUGUCAAUUAUGAUAAAAUGUUUUGAAGGAAUCAAAGCAUAUAACAUUGAUGUUGAAAAAUAGCGGUUUAUAAAUUCUCAUGGAAAUUUGUUCAUUUGUAUUGAUAUAGUCAAUUUCUUUCUUGGAUAAUCUGAAUUUACAAUCUUGAUUUAUUUCUCUCUUUCCCUUCAUCAAUGUUUGGUCAAUCCAUAUCGUGUGCAUGUCAUUUGGUGUAAAUUGCCUGCAUGAAACUAGAAAUGUCUUGUUUUAAAUAUUUUUAUGUGAAUAUCUCUUUUUCAUGGAUUUUUAUUAUUCUAUCAUUGCAUAUUUUCAUUAUUUUUUGGUGCGCCUGCCUACUGAAUGGUGAUUGUAAAAAAAAAUUGUUUUGUGCAUAGUACAUUGUCAAUUGUUGAUUUUUGUUUCUUAACUUGACUGAAUUGGUGAAUGGGAAAGUGAUUAGCAGUAUUAUUAAGUCACCCCAACCAGUAGAUAGGCACUUCAGAUUGGAGUGCAUCUUAUAUAAGCUGUACACAUUGUAAAGCGAGGAACAUACUCUUUUUUUUUUCUUUCUCUUUGUACAACAUGUAAGAAAAGUAAUAAAAGAGUGUGUUAAGAAAAUCA
This is a messenger RNA of Lytechinus variegatus (green sea urchin), 9636 nucleotides long. RefSeq names its product pumilio homolog 2-like. Gene Ontology annotation, molecular function: mRNA 3'-UTR binding. Gene Ontology annotation, cellular component: cytoplasm; cytosol. Lineage: Eukaryota; Metazoa; Echinodermata; Echinoidea; Temnopleuroida; Toxopneustidae. The transcript is spliced from 23 exons. Gene Ontology annotation, biological process: regulation of mRNA stability; miRNA processing. The record is from RefSeq and is a predicted model, not a curated record. Bases 200 to 3796 code for a protein of 1198 amino acids.